UGUCAUUUAAAAAUAAAGUUAUCUAAAUUUAGCACAAUUUGACGUGAUCGUCAUGCACCAAAGAUAUCGGAAAAGUAUUUAGAAAUAUAAAUCAGUUGAAUAUUUAAAUGUGUACCUGGAAUAGGGUACGUACUGUUUCGUGUGAACAGCUAGCCUAAAGACUUUAUUGACGAAAAUAUGUCAUGAAAAUCUAUAAAAGGUUGAUCUAAUGAAUACAUUAUUUGAGAAGAAUAGUAAUGCAUACGGCACAAGAUCAGCAGCAUGUUAAGUAUGUGAACCGUACAUGUAAGUGAUAACAUAAAAGAGACCAGAUCAGGGAAGAAGACUAUUGAAGUUUCAGAAUCUGCUUUUUUGUCUCCAGAUUACGACGAAAAUUGCACGAAAAGAGGUUUGGCAGUUCUCGUACAUAAUUUUGAUCAACAAUGCGCAGACAUAGAAAAGUUAAAUGUCCAGUUUAGCAAACUAAUGGAGCUUCUUGAAAGUUAUGAAUAUGGUUUUGAAGUUUUCGAAAAAGACGGAAAACAAAUUCAUAAAAGUUUGUCAAAAGAUGAUCUAUACACCUUGUGUUCUAGCGUUGCAAAGGAAAUUGACAACAAUGAGUACAGCUAUUAUUACUGUCUGUUAUUUGUUAUCCUUGGUCAUGGAUCAUCAGGAAUUAUCAAGUGCAAGACAAUUACAGGAAACACAGAGUAUGCUGAGCUAUCAAAGAUAAUGGAGUCUUUUCAACCUCAGAACUGUGCGGCAUUGGCAUUGAAACCUAAAGUCUUCAUAGUGCAGACAAUGGAACCCAAGGAUCCGAAUCAAGCAGACGCUAGCGGGAUGCCCGAUGACGUUAACGAGAGAAAACAGCAGAGAAUACCACGGGAAAGUGAUUUCCUUACGUAUACUUCUGACGAACCAUGUUAUUUAUCGGACAAUAAAUUCCUAAAUUCAUUAGUGAAAACAUUAGAAGACGAACAAAACACAUGGUACACAAACCGUGGUAUCAAUCCGAUACCAGUAACUGAAAUCCAGAGUCUUCUGAUCAAGAUCAAUAGAAAGCUUAAGGAGACAGGUUCAAAAGUGGCAUAUACAACAUCAUCAUUGACUAGGAAAAUGUAUCUACAAAAGAGAACGUUCUAGGUGUGACUAUGAAUUGACUGCUAUUCUGUACAUUGUCUUAUCGACUUUACGAUUCCUGAAAACACAUAUAGUCGGACAAGUUAUUUGCAAUGCUAUGUAUUCGUAUUAUUUAUACAUAUAUAUUUUUGUUAAUUCAAAACGUUAUAUGUUGCCUACUUUUUUUUUUACUUAGUCACUUUAAAGACUCUUAUAUUACGACUAGAAUACCAUUUCUGUUGAAUGCGCGAGAAACCUCAUAAAAUGUCCAUAUGUUGCAACCUAAAAUAUGCAAGAGACAAGUCAUG
Mytilus trossulus (common blue mussel) is the source of this 1406-nucleotide messenger RNA. Its product is annotated as caspase-14-like. Gene Ontology annotation, molecular function: cysteine-type endopeptidase activity. NCBI's taxonomy places the organism in Eukaryota, Metazoa, Mollusca, Bivalvia, Mytilida, Mytilidae. The record is from RefSeq and is a predicted model, not a curated record. The coding region runs from base 466 to 1122 and encodes 218 amino acids. The transcript is spliced from 6 exons. Gene Ontology annotation, biological process: proteolysis.